Molecule: messenger RNA, 3258 nt
Organism: Lithohypha guttulata
Lineage: Eukaryota; Fungi; Ascomycota; Eurotiomycetes; Chaetothyriales; Trichomeriaceae
Exons: 4
Coding region: 1-3258 (1085 amino acids)
Molecular function (GO): protein binding
Source: RefSeq, a predicted model, not a curated record
AUGCCUCCGGAUCUUUGGAGCGCAGCUUAUCGUGAAGCUGUUGAGAGUCUCGGGGAGGAUAUAGACGUUGCGAUUCUCAAAGGCAGUAACGCCGCCCAGCUAUUCAAACAGCUCGAGGAAGUCGACAAGGAUGUAAUUCAGGAGUCGGCCUUUCUCCGUGGGGUGGCAUUUUUGCGGUCCAUCCAAGUACCGCUCGAAAGAUUCAAGCUAGCGCUGGAUCUAGCAUCCCCAGUGAGCAAUCUUGAACCAGCUGCAGCUACUGUCUUUGGUGUGGUCAAAAGUGUGACAGCGAUUGCUAUAACAUUCGCGAGCGCGGACUUGGAGUUUGCUAAGCAGAUUGGCGAAAUGCUAGAACAACUUUCAUAUAUCGACGACUGCGACACGCUUGGUCAAAGAGCGAAUAGGCAAGACAUUCACAAAGCACUCGUCUCCGUGUAUCAGAAGGUCUUAGAGUUCUACCAAGCCGCACACGAGAUUCUCACGAGAAGGGGAGCAAAACUGGUGAUGACAAUGGUUCUAGAGACGGAUCGUCUACCAAAUGUUGUUCACGACUUCUUGAGACAUGCCGAUACUCUUCGGAAACUUAUUGAAAAAGCGACAUGGGAGGUCACUGAGGACAUCAAGGGUAUGCUCUAUGACCAAGAAAUCGACAGGUGGCUUGGCUGUAGCAAGGUGAGUCUGCAAACCCAGUACCAUGCAGACUUGCAAGAGCUUCGGACCGAUGAGGCAUGUACAUUUCUACUCAUGCACCCUGACUUCAGAAAAUGGUAUGGUGCCUGCGACUCCGAGUGGCUCGUGAUUUUUGGUGAGAUGGGUAGUGGGAAAACGAACGCAAUGGCAUUCAUUGUUGAUGAGCUAAGUCAAAGAAACGAACACCAAUUACCCCAACCGAAGAUAUGCUAUCACUACUGCCGGAACGAUGAAACUGGACAGGUGGGUUAUAUAUUCGCUGCACUAAUACUAGCACUGCUUGAACAGCUCCCUGGCCUGAAAAAGACGUUCCAUGCAUGGUACAAAGAGAAGCAGGCUUCAGGCGUUCCAGACCCAGUAAAAAAUACGAGAGAACUAGGAAGAUUUUUUAAGAACGUAACAGAGACUCUGGAUCGACCACUUUUUAUCGUUGUCGAUGGCUUAGAUGAGUGUGACAGGGCGUCGCGAGAGACCCUUCUCAAGUCAUUGAGAACAUUGUCACAGAAAACCCCGAGGCUCAAGAUUUUACUCUCAUCUCGUCCUGAAAGAGGGAUUCUAGAGCAUCUGGCUGACAUACCUAGAAUUAAUAUGAGUUCGGACGAGCAGAGAGACGCCACUAUUGUCCGACAUUCAGUGGAUAGUCAGUUAUCCUAUCUAUCAGAAGAUGUUAGGGCACUCGUCGUGAAAAGGCUGUCCAGCUCGGCACAGGGAAGCGCGAUAUGGACAAAGAUGAUGGUCGAACUCAUUGGGAUUCGUCGAAUCGAAGCGUUUGAACCCAUGCGACGUUUUCUGAAGGAGAUGCCUUUGCCUGACCAGCUUUCUGAGCUCUACAUCUCCAUGGUUGCGCGAUAUUGUUCAGAUGAUUCCGAGAACAAGAAGCUUGUCGCAAUAGCUCUGAAAGUCCUCACUGCUGCGUGCAGACCCCUUAGCAUCCAAGAACUUGCCUGGGCUGUGGCGUUAGCUGCGGGUCGACAUGAGGUCAGUACUAUCGCUGAUCUUGCCCAGCUGGUAGAUCAUCAGAGAGUAAUGAGUCUGAUCCAUCCAUUUAUUGCUCGUACCGAUCUCAAUGAUCUGAGAAAGCGUCAAAUCCGCCUUGUUCACCAGUCAGUGAAGGAAUUUGUCAUACGGGAUUGGCCUCUUCUGGAGAAAUCGGCGACACCAACAGCGCUUACUUCUAUGAACGCAGAUCAUCAAAUCGAAAUGUUAGAAUCUUUCCUUCUGGACAUUUGUAUUGACUAUUUGCUAUUAGAUGAGGUUGGUAGCUUCCAGCUAUUUUCGGAUGCGCAAAUUGCAAUUGACGAGCUGCCUCAAGAAGCCGACCUGUUCGAGAACACAGAGUCAGCCGAGUACGAUCCAUCUUGCACGUGGGAGGCAUGGGAAGAAAACAUGGUGCGCUACGACCCAGCCGAGCGUGGCUUUGGUCACUUCUUCGUGUAUGCGGCAAGUCAAUGGCUUCGACAUUUGAGCUCUGUACGAAGCGGAAGUCUGCCACAGCUCACGAAGAUAGAGAGCCUAUGUCAGGCAGGCUCGAUUCGACUUCACAACUGGAUCAGACAAAACUGUCGUCCAGACUGCGCGAUCAAGGCCAGAUUUGAAUUCGACAGUCAUUUGUACGAUCCACUCAGUAUUGCUUCACUUUACGGUUCAGAUGCCAUGCUCUGCGAUAUGCUUGAGAACUCGAACUUCGACAAGGACAACUUUCUGCCCUUACCAGCUAUUGCUGCUGCUGACCAAAUUCUACAAUGGGGUAAUCUUUCCAGGCUGAGAACGCUCUUUCUGGAGUACAAGUUCGUCCAUCAGCUCCACAACCUUGAUUUCUUCCGACUUAUCACAAGGCGAUGGUCAGAAAUUGGCGCACGCCAUAAUGACUGGAACGUGGCUUUUGAUCUUGUUGAUAUUGUGUCGAGUAGGCUUGUACAGGAAAAAUGGGGCAGUGAGCUCUUGUGUAUGGCCGCUCGUGCUGGCUGUAUGCCUCUAAUUCAGCAUCUACUGAAUGCAGCCCAACAUGAUUCAGAGCUGAAGGCUGAACUGCUACGUGGCUCUCAGUCGAUUGCGGACGCUGUUUUGGGUGACCAUGUCCAUGUGGUACAGUGCUUGCUAGAGCAGGAAGGCUUCGAAGCACACCUUGGCUACCUGAACAAUCGCGGCGAAAACGUCCUUCAUCUGGCGUCAAAAAACUGCAACCCCUCAAUAUUGCGCAUCCUGGUUCCACAUUUUCGAAAGCGUAUGGAUCAGACCGAUGGUCAGGGACAGACAGCUCUAUUGCGAGUCAUCAAGAGCAACUCUGGGACACGACACCGAUACGAAUCAGCGAAGUUACUACUGCUAUCGCAGACCAGCGCUGAUAGUGUCGAUCCCUCUCAGAACGAGCAGCAUGGUCCAUUGCGGUUAGCUGUGCAGCUAGGCGAUAUAGAUAUGUGUCGCCUCUUGAUUUAUGACGGCAGAUUCAAUCCAAACUCUGCCUUAACACGUGGCAACGACGGGUUAAUGGUGCUGAAGGACAAGCCUCGGAUCAAUGGCGAAGCCAUACUGCGGUUGCUACAAAAGCCAGCUCAAUCAAUGGAGUGA